AUGGUUGAAAAGGCGGCACUGACGCGGCUUCGGCGCGAGUAUGCCAUAAUCCAGCAAUCCCCGAAAAUCCCACAUAUCGUGGCCAGACCAUCGGAGACGAACAUCUUAGUGUGGAACUUUGUCUUGCAUGAUCUGCCGGUUGAGACACCAUAUCGUGGAGGUGUGUAUGAAGGGAAGCUUGUUUUUCCGCGAGAGUAUCCCCUCAAGCCGCCGGCCAUCUACAUGCUCACACCAUCGGGCAGAUUUGAUAUCAAUACGAGAUUGUGUUUGAGCAUGUCAGAUUUUCAUCCAGAGAGCUGGAAUCCGUCAUGGCGAAUUGAAUCAAUUCUUGUGGGCUUGGUCUCGUUCAUGCUGGACCCGAGUGAGCCACGCACAACUGGCGGCAUGCACACAUCAGAAGCGAAGCGUCGGGAAUACGCUCGGGCAUCGUUCGGUUUCAACACUGCUCGGCCAGAAUUCCGCGACCUUUUCCCAGAGUUCUGCGAUGAGCAGAAGCGCGGUGGGGAUGGGCUCUUCUCCCUUUGCCCCGAUGCUUCCACUCUUUGCCCCGCCGCCUCAGGAGAAGCGACCGGGCCGACGAAUCCGGCGGGGAAGACUACACAAGCGGACAAGGCGCGGCCUCUGGCAGAGAGUUGA
This is a messenger RNA of Symbiodinium natans, 636 nucleotides long. NCBI's taxonomy places the organism in Eukaryota, Dinophyceae, Suessiales, Symbiodiniaceae. The record is from the annotation of a GenBank genome assembly.